AUGGUCUUUGGUGGAUCCGACCUCAUCGCCGCGCUUGGAGGUUGCGACACGGGCUGCAUCGACCAGCUCGUGCCGCACGUGGCCGGCCCCGUGCCCGCGAGUCUGGACUUGAGCCUUGUCCUCCCACAAUCCCACAAUACCUCCCGCCUGCUCGCACUUGCGCCCAACACCAGCAUUGUUCUCGGGCCCGAGCAGCUCAUGCUGGUCUUGCAACACGGCCUCACCGUUCGUCUUGCCGCCGAUGCCGCCGUCACACUUCCUGGUUUCUCCCUGAUGGCCGUGCGCUGCGCGCCCGGUGCCAGCGGCUUUGAGCAAGUCCUGCCCAAUUCGCCCGACACGUGGUCACGCGAUGGAACGGCCGUGACCAUUGCCGAUGGCAACAAUGCAUCGUAUGGCGGCACGGCUGCCCCCUUGGUGGUCGUUGCGCUUGAAGGCUCUGGAACCGUUGGCAUUCCAUUGACCGUUUCCACGACGCCCUCGAACGUUGUCAGCCUUCUCAAUGUGCGGGCUACCUUCGGUCUUACCGCCGCCACCAUGCCCCCAGCCAGCGUGGCCAUGACCUUGGUCGUGGCCGGUGCUCGUUACCUUCUCGACUUUGCCGUCUUUGCUGAAACUACACCUGCACAAACUCUUUGUCUUGCCGGACCCCGGCUGCUCACGGCAUCCGAGGACAUUGGCACAGCCCACCUUGAAAUAGCCCUUGCCGCAAAUAGCCGCCUCAAUGCCACCAUUCAUCUCUUGGAUCUCCAGGUGGAUGCGGUCGCGCAGCCAAGGGCGCUGCCAACUCCCUCCACGCCGGCUGCAGAGCUAUCAACGGAUCUGACCCCCACCCCUUUGCCCUAUACCACCGUGGAUGCAUGGUCUACCACAACACCACCAUUGAGUCUGGCUCAAUUGCUGGCCAAUUUGGAUAUCUCGGCAUACGAGGCCCUCCCCACCGCCUCGGAUGAUGCCUCAGGUCUGACUUUUGUGGGAUACACGGCAGAAACGGGCAUUGUCGCAGAGUUUGAAGUGGACGCCGCCUCGGCUCAGACUUGCUUGGCCGGCUGUGCCGCACGUGUCGAUUGCUCGGGCCUGGUCAUUGAAAUAUUGACCAGCAGCGACCUGCGCUGCUCCUAUUUGGCCUCUCUCGGUACCACCCAGACGACCAGUCUUCCCGUGCAACUGUUGUCCCUGCGAAAGCGACCACCCACCACAGACUCCGCGACUUCCUCCAGCCCCAGCACGAGCACCACUGCCCUCGCUGACACAACCACUGAUGCGGAUGACGGCAGCGCCGAGCCGGCCGUGGUGCCACCCGAGCCCCAGAUUACCUCAGAGCUUCGCGCUGAGUUUAUUCUCGCAUAUGCAAGCAACGGCACGGCCGACGGUGUCGUUCUUCGCGAUUACUUGAAUGCCACCCUCACUCGUGGUCCCUUUGAGUAUGAGGACCUGAGUACCUGUUUUACGGCCUGCGCCGAUGCUCCCGCCGAUUGUGCGGCUGUGAUCCUGACCGUGGCGCUCGCCGACCCCACCAAAUGGGCUUGCAACUUUGUUACUGCCACCAGGGGUGUGGGAGUGCCCUCGGCUGAAAUCUCACGGAGCUAUGUUCGUCGCAGCGCGCUCACGACCCCUACCGCUUUACCCAGCACUGCGCAUCCCACCACCACUUUCCCCAGCACGAGCGUUGCUCCGGCCACCACUACCUCGCCCAUGCACUUUGGCCGGGACCUGAUGUUGCCUCACUAUGAGCUGGUCGCCGAAGGUGCGUAUUCGGGCAGCAAUACGGCCGCCACUGGCACUUCCUUUCGUUUUGUGGCAGCCGACACCGAGCUGCAGAUGGAUGCCACCCUGGCCGAGUGCACGGCGGCGUGUGACCAGUCAGGUACCUGCUUGUCCCUGCACUUGACACCUCCGCGCUUCUCGGAUGCUUCGGACAUGUACCACUGCACUCUGCUGCGCUCAAUUGGGGCUCUUGUGACCACCUCGACCCGUUCCCUGUGCUUUAUUCAUCAAUCGGUGGCUUCGACCCCGGGGCCAGACAGCAAUAGCACCCUUAUGGCACCCGUUGUCAUUCCGCCAGCAGUAGCCGAGUACUUUGCAGCCCUAGAGCCCGAUGCUAACGUCUCGGGGGCGGGCUAUUUCGGCUGGCAGGUGGCGACCGGGGACGAUGCCGUACUCACUCGCUUUACUGCCGUACAUCCCGACGCUUGCUUUGGCGCGUGUCGUAGUGCCGCGCAGUGUGUGGCGUUGACCGUUCAGGCGCCGAGCACGAGCGGUGGCAAUCCUGUCUGCGUGCUCCUUGACGCCGAAGUUUUCGUGGGCUAUAGCACACAUCAACGCUACAGCUUCCGGCUCGUGGCCCCCACCGUGGAUCCCAAUGCCACCACGACCACGUCGGCUCCCACCACUCCACUUCCGCCAGUAACAGUGCCGGCGAUGUACUCCCAUGUUUUUGUACCAACCUUUGAAGGCACGCAAACCACCAACGGCCCCCCCUUGGUUUAUGCUGCCAUUGACAGCGCUGCCGCUGUGAUCAGCUUUCGUCGUGCCCCACAAACGCCGAGCAAAUGUUUUACGGCGUGUGCAAAUGAACCAACAUGCUCCCAUCUCGUCAUUCAGACCGCACUCUCCUCCUUUGAGUGCUAUCUCUUGCGCUCGGCGUCGGCAUCAGAAACGCGCACCGCCACGACCACGUCAUACUCUUAUCGCCGCAUUCCCGAGGACAGUUCGACGAGUCCCGAAUCCACCACAACAGCGACAAGCAACGUUGCAUCGACCACCAUCACCACGACCAUUUCGGCCACCGAGUUGCGCUGGUCGCUACCCGAAGCCUUUGCCGCCGACUUUAGACUGGCCUAUGUGGGCGACAACGCAGACAGCCAGGACGAGCCCUCGCUCGAGUUUGAAGGUCUUGACGACCCCUUUACGUGGUUGCUGCAGAUGGAGGGAGGCAUGGAUGGAGAGGUUUGUUUGGCUGCUUGCUUGGCUGAGGAUGCCUGCGCUGCCGUACAUCUGGCUAUCACCGCGGGCUCUUCCAUCCGCUGCACCCUGUUCAAUCAAGUAACGCGCGCUCGCACCGCGCGAGACCCUUCCUAUUCGCUCGUGCGUUGGACCAACCAAACCACCGCCGCCCCUCCCACGGUCCCGCCCAAUGUGGAGGUCCCCUCCGAGUUUGCACUCGACUUUGCGAUCCGCCAUCGCGGCGGUCAGGCAGACUACGCGCGGUUUGCCACCGCCUACAACAGUCAGGCCAUUCUGGGAGAGUCGAAUCUCAACGUCGAGGUGUGUCUCAACCUUUGCAAGUACCACGAGCGCUGCGUUGGCGUCUUUGUCUACUACCCCCAGGGUGAAUUUCGAUGCAACAUGCUGUCCGACCUGGGCGACACGGUGGUGGCCGAUACGAGUGUCACCUACAGCUUUGCCAAGCUUGAAGACUCAACAACUAGCACCACGACCCUGAUCCCACGCAGCAGUUCUCAAAGCACCGCCUCGACAUUGGAAGCGACAACCAUGCCGUCAACCCCAUUCCCCCCGACCACCAUCGAGCUGCGGUGGCACCUGCCCACCGCGUUUGCCGACGAAUUUCGUUUGGCGUACGUGGGUGACAACGCCGACAGCACGGACGAGCCAUCACUUGAGUUUGAGGCCAUGGACGACCCUUUUGCCUGGAUCACGCAAAUGGAGGGCGGGACAGACGGCGUUGCCUGCCUCGCGUCCUGCUUGGACACGCCGGCCUGUGUUGCCGUCCAUCUUGCCGUCGACGAUGGCAACGAGCUGCUAUGCACCUUGCUAAACGAGGUUACUCGCGCGCGCACAGCACGCCAGCCCUCGUACUCUCUUGUUCGCCGCACCAACGCCACCACGGCCAUUCCCCCCACUGCACCCCCAGACCUGACCGUGCCCGCGGCCUUUGCUGAUGCCUUUGCCGUGCAAUUUAAGGGCGGUCAGGGGACCGCGCUCCGAUUCUCAACCGCAUACGCCAGCAGCAGCAUUAUCGGCGAAGUGCGACUGAACCUGGAGGUGUGCUUGGACAUGUGCAACCGUCGUCCCGAGUGCUUGGGCGUUUUUGCGUAUUAUCCCAUGGGUGCAUUUCGGUGCAACCUGCUCCGUUCGCUGGGAGCUGCCCCGGUUUCAGACGACGAAGUGACCUACAGCAUUGGCAAGCUCAUCAGCACCACCACAUCAACGACGACAGUUGCCGCCAGCCACCCAUCACCCCCUUCCACGACAGCAGCACCGUCCACCGCAUUGGAGACCAGUGCGUCAACAGUGCCGCUGUCAACCACCGUGGAACCCGGAGUCACCACCACGGAAACCGGAGUCACCACCACGGACACCGGAGUCACCACCACGGUCUCGUCUGGCUCCUCGCCUGCUCAGAGCACGUCCACCAGUGAAGGCACGUCGCCUUUUGCGUCAUCAACAAGUGGCCCCGCACCAAGCACAACCAUCCAGGGUUCGACUGAAACGUCCGUGACGGCAGCUCCAUCCACGUCUGCCUCCACGGGCUCUGGUGAAGACAGCACCACAACGGUGCCUUUGUCGUCCACGUCCACUUUGGCCACAAACCUGCCAUCGACGUCCACGUUGGGAUUGGCCAGUACAAGUACAACGUCGCUGAACAAUUUUCCAUCGCUGCCAAGCGCUUUUGAAAACGACUUUUUGCUAGCUCACGAGAGCACCGGUCUGGGUCUGGACACAGAUUUGGCGUUUGACUUGAACCUGCAUUCGUCGGCAUUUUUGCAAAAUCUGACGCUGGAUGAGGAUUCCUUCUCCGUUUGCGUGCAAUCAUGCAGCUUGUCUGUCAACUGCGCAGCUUUCUAUGUGCGCCUGGAUCUUGAGGCCGAACCGCGUACCGUGAGCUGUUUGCUUUUGCGCGACGCCAACCUGCCUGUCAUUCCCGAUCUCACUCGCUCUCGCAGCUAUAUCAAGACGGCCCAGUCAUUCUUCAACUACACGUUUUAUCUCGAUGCUCCUUAUGACGAGCUGGCCGGCACGCCCGAGCGGCGCCAAGCCUUGCGUACGCUCAUUCAUGAAGCUCUUGCCGAGGCCGGUGCCAGCUUGAACAAGGCCACCAUCUUCAUUCAGCGGGGUAGCAUCGUGGUCACCGUCCAAAGCAGUGAAGAAGAAGUCGCCAGCGUGCGCCAGGCAGUGGUCCAGGGCUCGGUGAUCAUUCAAACGGCACAGGGCCCCAUUGUGGCGCAACCAGUUUUAGACACGACCGCAAAUCCUGGCGCGACGUCUGUACCAGGAGUGGAGAGCAACCGCUCCUCCAAGGGCGACUCAACCUUGGCCAUUGGCUUGGGAGUGGCCAUUGCUGCGGUUGUGUUGUUGCUCAUCAUCCUCCUGGUGGUGCUGAUGCAGCACCGCCGCGAUACCAAGGGCCGCUACGUCAUUGAUGAAGCGGCCAAGCCAGACGAGAUUGUGACUGACCUGCCCGCAUACGACAACUACUCGGCCCCUCUGUUUGGCACGGAUCUGGACCGCAGCCUCGCGCGCGCACCCUCGACCAAGCUGACAGACCAAGAUCAUGAUGAUGUGUACUCGCUGCACAGCUUCAAGUCACGCUCCAUGCUUAUGGAAUCGACCACGACCGCGCCUACCGUGGUGCCUGAGUCUGACGCAGGCAUCACGACACCGCCUCCGACCCGACCGCCGCAGUACUACAACACCAUCCCCUUAUCCCCGGCCACAACGACCGACACCGAGCUCGGGUUUCCCAUGACGCCUGUGGCUGGAGCUCGCCCUAAUGCUCAUUCCCCCGUACACUUUGACACCCCUCGACCGGUCAUGGCCUCGGAGGCUCGCUCGUCGUCCCCCAGUGCAGAUGUGCCCGCAUUGAGCAGCUUUCGCCAUGAUGGUCACCAGCAGCAACCUGUCCUGAUUCUCGAUGAGUCCAAGAUGUUUGGAGGUGUUAAAGAAGUCUCCGUUUAG
Monosiga brevicollis MX1 is the source of this 5916-nucleotide messenger RNA. RefSeq lists its product as uncharacterized. Bases 1 to 5916 code for a protein of 1971 amino acids. The record is from RefSeq and is a predicted model, not a curated record. Lineage: Eukaryota; Choanoflagellata; Craspedida; Salpingoecidae. The transcript is spliced from 3 exons.